Molecule: messenger RNA, 910 nt
Organism: Ectocarpus sp. CCAP 1310/34
Lineage: Eukaryota; Phaeophyceae; Ectocarpales; Ectocarpaceae
Source: the annotation of a GenBank genome assembly
AUGAAGUGGCAGUUGUCGACUUCACCCAGGACGAGGACGCCUUCGACAGCGGCUUCAUGUUCGGCACGUGUUCCCGCAUCCAACUUCGCCGCGAGCUCCACCGGGGUAGGACUGCUGGUAGACACGGGAGCAUCGGAGACCAUGUUUGACGAUCGCCUCAUCCCCGACGGAAACCUUCAAGAUUACACCCAGCGAAACUCUCCAAAGAUCGUGGACGUGGCCGGAGAAAGCCAACUCAAAGGCACGGCCACGGGCGUCCUAAACUGCACCGUCAAGGACAAUCAAGGACAGCAAUUGCGUGUACGGAUUCAGGGACUCAUCGUUCCGGGACUUGGUCGCAACAGUUUUUCGCCCACCUCCCUCCUGAAAAAGGGAUUGCGCUGCGUCGUCGAAGAGAGCACUCCGCACCUCGCUAUCCAAGGCAAAGUGAUUCCACUCACACAAGAUCCGCGAGACCAAGGCAUGUGCACCCUCGACAUCACGUUCGAGCAGAACGUCCAGCCAUCUGGCACGACAUCCGUCUUGCCCCACCAGAAGCAGUCACAGACCCACACGGCGAACGCCGUCUGCUUUACGCUUGUGAGUGCGGACACCUGGCACAGGAGGCUUGGACAUCUCAAUGCUCGGAGCCUGGACAUCCUUCGGAAGGACACGGGUACCGGGAUGGACAAUCGCGACAGUCUCUCCCCUUGCGGGGUCUGCCAGAUCACGAAACACAAGCAGUCCCCCCACCAAAAGCAAUCGACUCGCGAACUAUCACGGCCUGGACAGGUUGUGGUCAUCGACAACAUGGAGCCUGGUAAUCCACCUGCGAAAUACGAAGGAGCCUCCUUCCCGUACGCGUGCAAGAUCACCGACGACGACACGAAAAUGAAAGAAGUGUACCUGCUUCGCAAGAAAUCUGACACGA